Messenger RNA from Parus major (Great Tit), 351 nucleotides. RefSeq names its product homeobox protein Meis2-like. Bases 83 to 328 code for a protein of 81 amino acids. The transcript is spliced from 2 exons. NCBI's taxonomy places the organism in Eukaryota, Metazoa, Chordata, Aves, Passeriformes, Paridae. The record is from RefSeq and is a predicted model, not a curated record.
GCUGCUGCUUUUUUUUUUCCUUUUUUUUUUUUUUUUUUUUGUCUCUGGCUGUGACAAGGACAAGGGGAAUUGCUACUAAAUAAUGUUUCUGUACGAUGAGCUGCCCCACUACGGCGGGAUGGACGGAGUAGGGGUGCCGGCGUCCAUGUACGGGGACCCCCACGCCCCCCGGCCGAUCCCCCCGGUGCACCACCUCAACCAUGGGCCGCCGCUCCACGCCGGACAGCACUACGGCGCCCACGCCCCGCACCCCAAUGUCAUGCCGGCCAGCAUGGGCUCCGCUGUCAACGACGCUCUGAAGCGGGACAAGGAUGCGAUUUACGGGUAGGUGCCUCCGGGCCGCCCGGCGCC